GACGCGUUGCGAUGGGGUUGUGCGAGUGUCCACGAAAUCCUCAAGUUUAUCGAUUCUCUAGUCGAAAUUGCCCUCCAAAGUUCGGCAAAUUUCCGGGCGUGCCAUUGUCGACGUGGAAGAAUAAAUUCUGGAAGGUGCCUUCUUCGUUAUCUCCAGCAGCCUUAUCGGUGGAAACGCCUCCUCAAGGCUACAGAAGGAAUGUGGGGAUUUGUCUCGUUAAUCCUUCUAAAAAGAUCUUUGCUGCUUCGAGGAUUAACAUACCGGAUACAUGGCAAAUGCCUCAGGGCGGUGCUGGUGAAGGUGAGGACCUUAGAAAUGCAGCAAUGAGAGAAUUGAGAGAAGAAACUGGAGUUACAUCAGCUGAGUUUCUUGCAGAGGCUCCAUACUGGCUUACUUAUGACUUCCCACUCCAAGUCAGAGAGAGACUUAAUCGUCGAUGGGGCACAAACUAUAAAGGUCAAGCACAGAAGUGGUUUCUAUUUAGAUUUACGGGGAGGGAAGAAGAGAUCAACCUAAUGGGAGAUGGAUCGGAAAAGCCAGAAUUCAAGAACUGGACAUGGAUGUUACCAGAACGAUUGGUGGAGCUUGCAGUGGAUUUCAAGAAGCCUGUAUAUGAACAAGUUAUGAAGUUGUUUAGUCCAUAUCUUCAGGGAGAUGUAGACGAAGGAAGUUGUUUUGCACAAAAGAUGAAGCUGAUAAUUGAAGAGCAUAUGGAGUCCCCUCCAGCAUGAAGUAGCUUGAAAUGUUAAUUAAACUCUCGUUGAUAUUUCUGGUGCAAUACCAGGUUUUGUCUUGAAAUUAACCACAGCUAUGAGAAUCGUAAUGUUCUGUUACUGUCUUCUUUUGCAAAGCAUCCUUGCGAAGGCUUUCCAGCAAAAGCACUUUUAACA
Messenger RNA from Manihot esculenta (cassava), 890 nucleotides. Its product is annotated as nudix hydrolase 27, chloroplastic. NCBI's taxonomy places the organism in Eukaryota, Viridiplantae, Streptophyta, Magnoliopsida, Malpighiales, Euphorbiaceae. Gene Ontology annotation, molecular function: guanosine-3',5'-bis(diphosphate) 3'-diphosphatase activity; bis(5'-adenosyl)-pentaphosphatase activity. The transcript has 6 exons. The coding region runs from base 12 to 731 and encodes 239 amino acids. The record is from RefSeq and is a predicted model, not a curated record. Gene Ontology annotation, biological process: nucleoside phosphate metabolic process; ribose phosphate metabolic process. Gene Ontology annotation, cellular component: chloroplast.